AAGUAUUGACUUCUGAUCGGCGCGUGACCGCAUCCUCAGUCAAAAGUGACUGACGUGGCUUGUUGUAGAUGUUUUUGGUUAAACCCAUGUUAAUCGUAAACCCUUGGCUUUCUCUCCGUUGUUAACAAGUUCGUUUUGGACGUGAGUUUGUCGUCAUAACGAAGUGCAGCCGGUUAAGUCAUCACCAUGACCGGAAGGAACCCAGUGUUGGAUGUCGGGGCUUUAGUGGCGGAGGCGCGCCGUGUUUAUCGCGAGAACUUCGCUGAAGAUCCCCGAGUGGCGGUUUGCGCUCCGGGCCGCGUCAAUCUAAUCGGAGAGCACACCGAUUAUAAUCAAGGAUUUGUUCUGCCAAUGGCUUUGCAUUUGGUGACAGUCAUGGUGGGCAGCAGCACCGCCGGCCAGAGCUGUUCUGUUAUAACUGUUGCAGAAUCUGCAGAUGAGCCAAAGAGAGUGGACUUUAAUCUACCAACAGACAGCACACCUUUGACAGGAGGACAACCUGUCUGGGCUAAUUAUGUUAAAGGCGUGGUGCAACACUACAGAGCUCAGCCCCUGCCUGCAUUUAAAGCUGUAAUUGCCAGCAGUGUGCCACUGGGGGGUGGACUGUCCAGCUCAGCUUCUCUUGAAGUGGCAGUGUACACCUUCCUCCAGCAGCUGUGUCCAGAUGAUGGGGAUAAAGUAGCAAAGGCACUAGCAUGCCAGAAGGCAGAACAUACUCAUGCUGGAGUACCCUGUGGUAUUAUGGACCAGUUUAUUUCAGUGCUUGGCAAAGAGGGCCAUGCGUUGCUUAUUGACUGCAGAUCAUUGGAAGCCACUGCUGUUCCCCUGGCUGAUCCUGGUCUGGUCAUCCUUAUCACAAAUUCCAAUGUGAAGCAUGCACUGACAGGAAGUGAGUAUCCUAGCAGACGAAAACAGUGUGAGGAGGCAGCAGCCAUUAUGGGCAAGAGCAGUCUAAGACAUGCCACAUUGCAAGAUCUGGAGGAUGCCAAAGACCAAUUGGACAGUGUAACGUAUAGACGAGUAUGUCAUGUGAUUGAAGAGAUUGAGCGUACAACAAAGGCAGCUGAGGCUCUUAAAAGAGGAGCUUAUCAAGAGUUUGGAAAGCUAAUGGUGGAGAGCCACAAUUCCCUCAGAGACCUUUAUGAGGUGAGCUGUCCAGAGCUGGAUGUGCUGGUAACUGCAGCAAUGGAGGUUGACGGAGUCUUUGGGAGUCGUAUGACAGGCGGAGGGUUUGGUGGUUGUACAGUUUCAUUGCUUCAGUCUGAUGCUGCUGAGAGAACUAUGAAGCAUAUAAAGGAGCAAUAUAGUGGAUGCCCAACAUUUUACAUAACCACCCCAUCAGAUGGAGCUCGGGUCCUCAGUAUGUUUAAGGAGAAUCAGUAAUGAAGUCAAAAUGGCAUUUCAACAGCUAAACACAUAAGAAGGAAUUAAUUCAUAAAUCACAUGUCAUGGCAAAUAUUCCAAAUGGAAAAUCCUGAUUUAAUAUAAUCUUUCUAAUUGUAUACUUUUUUCAGUUUCACAAUAAAAAGGAGCAGUGUGUGUGCAUUUAUUUAUAAAA
Molecule: messenger RNA, 1558 nt
Organism: Neoarius graeffei (lesser salmon catfish)
Lineage: Eukaryota; Metazoa; Chordata; Actinopteri; Siluriformes; Ariidae
Gene: galk1
Product: galactokinase 1
Exons: 8
Coding region: 187-1383 (398 amino acids)
Biological process (GO): galactose metabolic process; carbohydrate phosphorylation
Cellular component (GO): cytosol; cytoplasm
Molecular function (GO): ATP binding; galactokinase activity
Source: RefSeq, a predicted model, not a curated record